AACCUGAUCGAGCCGCUCGAGGCCUCGCUUUCCGUCACACUCAGCGGCACCGGAGGAGAGAGCCCAGAGCUACCCAUAAUCCUGCAUCAGGAGAGCGGCGCUCUGAAGUCCUUCUCGUCUCUGCUGGCGGUGGCGUCGGAUCUGGGCCGACUCCGCUCCGUCAGGCUGGUCUGGAAGGGAGAUCUGGUCUGGUCCAGCUGGAUGAGGCGCGUCAGGAACAUCUUGAGCUGGAACAGCUCCGAUCAGGAUCAGGAGAUCAGUGUCUGGAGGAUCUGCAUCAAAUCAGGAGAGAGUCAGGAGAACAGUCAACAUGAAUGAAGCAAAGCAUUCGCUCAAACCGAUGAGAAGCUGUUUAUGACGAGGUGAUCAGAUGCUGUGCAGAGAUCUAACAAAUGCAGCAAAGCCUAAAGUUAAUGCAUUCUCUGAAGACAUUGCUGUGAACGCUUAUGCCAAGUUUUACUAUAUAUGAUUAUUAUUUUCUCAUGAAAUAAACAGUG
Molecule: messenger RNA, 497 nt
Organism: Sinocyclocheilus rhinocerous
Lineage: Eukaryota; Metazoa; Chordata; Actinopteri; Cypriniformes; Cyprinidae
Product: hepatic triacylglycerol lipase-like
Exons: 3
Molecular function (GO): protein binding
Source: RefSeq, a predicted model, not a curated record